UGUUGAAAAUGAACUAUACAACUUGUGGGCAGGAAUGAGAGGGGAAACUGGAUGAGAGUGGAGGAAGGGGUAACCUUAUCCAGAAAGAAAUGUUCUCAUUAUCUGACAAUGACACUUUAACCCCACCACACAUCACCUUUAUAAUAAUUAUCUUAAAAUGGAAAAAGAUAAACUGCCCUACUAAAUUAUUCAUUUGGACUGCAGUUGUAAUGGAAUGAACUUACUACCUUAAACCUACCAUUUUACUUACAAAAUAUUGCUUUCUUUACUCAGCAUGUAUGUGAUAGUGGAUACCAUCCAGUUUUUGGGAAAAUGUCUGUACUACUUUUCAGAAGCUUUCAUUUUUAAGAUAAUUCCCCUGAAAAGAAAAGAUGUUGCUGGAGAGAUUGUCCUUAUAACAGGAGGUGGAAGUGGACUUGGGAGAGAAUUGGCCAUCCAUUUUGCCACCUUGGGAUCCAUUGUAGUUCUGUGGGACAUUAAUGAAGAAGGCAAUAUGGAGACGUGUCGACUAGUCAAAGAGAAGGGUGAUGUGAAAGUCUUUGCCUAUACCUGUGACUGUAGCAAAAGGCAAGAAGUCUACAAAGUUGCUGCUCAGGUGAGAGAAGAAGUUGGCGAUGUGACCAUCCUCAUUAACAAUGCCGGCAUUGUCACAGGCAAGCCCUUUCUGGACACACCAGAUGAUAUGAUAGAAAAAUCUUUUGCCGUCAAUGUCAUCUCUCAUUUCUGGACUUGCAAGGCCUUCCUCCCUGCCAUGAUUGAGGCUAACCAUGGUCACUUGGUCUGCAUUUCAAGUGUAGCAGGAAUAAUUGGAAUUAAUGGGUUAACAGAUUAUUCGGCAACUAAAUUUGCAGCCUUUGGUUUUGCUGAAUCACUCUUCUUUGAAUUAAAUCUGAUAAAGAAAACUAACAUUAAAACCACCAUUAUUUGUCCUUAUCUUAUCAAAACUGGAAUGUUUGAUGGUUGUGUAUCCAAGUAUCCUUUCCUGUUACCUAUACUGGAGCAGAAGUAUGUAGCCCAAAAGAUUAUUGAUGCUAUUUUAGAGGAAAAGGUUUACUGCACUUUACCCAAAGUGGCAGAUUUUAUGUUGUAUCUUAAACACUUAAUGGCUCCAAAAAUGACACUUGCCAUGGUUAAAUACCUUGGAGGGGAGACUUUCAUGGCUUCUUUCAAAGGACGAAUGAAACCAAAUACACUUCAGCCUAAAACUGAGGAGAAACACCAAUAGCUCAAGCCUCGAAAGUGGGAAUCAAAUAAAAAGUAUUAAAUGAAAGAUUAUUUGGAAUUCCUCCUAACACUGAAAUCACUGCAGUGUAUAAAGAAUCACUGAAGAAAGGUGCUGGUGGCUCACCCCUGGAAUCCUAGCUACUCAGGAGUCUGAGAUCUGAGGAUCACUGUUCAAAGCCAGCCCAGACAGC
Molecule: messenger RNA, 1415 nt
Organism: Perognathus longimembris pacificus (Pacific pocket mouse)
Lineage: Eukaryota; Metazoa; Chordata; Mammalia; Rodentia; Heteromyidae
Product: short-chain dehydrogenase/reductase family 16C member 6-like
Exons: 6
Coding region: 275-1225 (316 amino acids)
Cellular component (GO): lipid droplet
Molecular function (GO): oxidoreductase activity, acting on the CH-OH group of donors, NAD or NADP as acceptor
Source: RefSeq, a predicted model, not a curated record